This is a messenger RNA of Helianthus annuus (common sunflower), 6150 nucleotides long. RefSeq lists its product as uncharacterized. Gene Ontology annotation, molecular function: DNA helicase activity. Gene Ontology annotation, biological process: telomere maintenance; DNA repair. Lineage: Eukaryota; Viridiplantae; Streptophyta; Magnoliopsida; Asterales; Asteraceae. The transcript has 21 exons. The record is from RefSeq and is a predicted model, not a curated record. Bases 1 to 6150 code for a protein of 2049 amino acids.
AUGCACAAGCUAUUUUCAAAAUUUGAGAGGCAUCUUAAUGUUGAUGAAUGCCUUAUCAUUAAACGGCCAUCUCUUGCUGCUAACACAGCAUCUUUCAAGAUUGUUCCUAACAACCAGAAGCUAACUUUUUAUUAUUAUACCUUUGUCGAAAAGUGCAAUGUAUGGAACGGUCCGCAAUACGUUUUCAAUUUUGUUGAGUUUAAUGAUGUUCUUUCAAAGAAAAUAAAAGAGGGUACGACAGUAGAUUUCAUUGGCUAUGUUGGUGUUUGUUAUAACAUUGAGGAUACUAACAAGAAGGAUGGUAGCAAAGGGAAACGUCUUAAUCUUAAGCUUCAAGAUCUUGAAGAUGUUCAGAUUGAUUUAACUCUUUGGGACGAUCACGCUAAGGACAUGUAUUCUUACAUGAUUAGCGAAAAGCGUGAAGCACAUGUUGUCGUUGUUGUCCAUUUCGGUGCAGUUAAAUCAUACAAAGGCAAAUGGGGAUUAUCCAAUAACUUUGAUGGUUCAAGAGUUUUCAUUAACGACAACUUUGAUGACAUGCUAUUGUUCAAGCAAAAGUUUCUUGCUAAACUUUCUGCUUCAAGUGAGUCAAGUAGCCAUGCUGGGUCAUAUAUGAUGUGUUCUGUCGAAGAUGAAUUUUUAAAGAAUGAUGUUUUUUCACCACUUGCUUACCUUCCAUCAAUCUUAGAGCCAAAGAAAGUUGUUGUUGUUGGAACUAUUGUGGCAAUCGUUUCUGAUAAGAUGUGGUAUUAUGAUGGUUGUAACUAUUGCAAGUCAAAAGUUGAGAAAAAGUUUGAAACCUAUGAUAAAGAUGAUGGAACAAGUGAUGUUAGAGAUACGCAGUUGUAUCAAUGUUCUAACAAGGAUUGUAAUGGAAAAGAGGUUUUCCCGAUGUCCAGGUUUAAAAUACCGGUUCGCGUUCAAGAUUCAACUGGAACUGUGACGCUUACAUUAUUUGACCAUGAGGCGAUGAAGUUUGUUCGGAAAACUGCAAAGGAGCUUAUUCAAAUUCAGGACGAGUUAUUGCAAACUAAUGAUUUCCCAAGAGAAUAUCCCGUUGAAUUUGAAGAGUUGCUUAAUCAAAAGUGUGCUUUUGUGAUUAAAGUAACUGACUUUAAUAUUGCAAAUGGUGUCGAGAAUUAUGGAAUAUCAGUUGUUACAACUGAUGAUGACAUCUUGGAUAAGCUCAACAAAAAAUUUAAAAUAGAUCAAAUGGAUGCUUAUGAAACUUUUGGUAUGAGUCAGUCUGAGUUGCAAACUUCUGGUGCUGAAGGUUUGAAGGAUGCCGAUUCUUACACUGGGGAUAACACCACACCUAUUUCAAAGGAUUAUGCGGUUGACUUGAAACAAUCAUCCUCUGACAUGAAGCGUAACCUUGAUGAUGUUUAUUUGAAUGAAGUUGGAUUGGCGUCCUCAGCAAUUCUUUCUAUUGUUUUAAAAAUGCAUAAUAGGUUUGAACAACUUAAGUCGUAUUAUUCAGAACGUCCACAUAUUGACCUUGAAAAUAAAUCUGAGCAAGCUAAAUGUAGGCGUUCGUUAAGAAAGCUAUAUAUUGAUAAUAAGAGAUCAAAUGCAGCUGCUUUUCCGGAAUAUGUUGUCAGAGCUUUAGAGGCUAAACACAGGCGCAAGUUAAGAAAAUUAUACCUUGAUCGUAAGAGAUCAAAUGUUACAAAAAAAUUAAUUUCUAGAGGUGGUACUUCAACAUCGUCAUCAUCAACACCAAUCCGGUUAAAUAACAAAGAGAAUUUUACUCCCAAUAUUUCAAACACCACCUUUCCUACCGAAUCUUCAACUGGUAUUGGGACAAGUAAUCAUUUAAAUUCGUCCUUUAAUGUAAGAUCAUCCGUUAUUACACAAUCAACUUUGAAGAAGAAAGGAAAUCUCGAUAAAAAGAUGUCUUCUGGAAAGCGUAGACUUAUUCAUAAACCAAUUGAAAUACAACCCAUACCAAUGGCUGUUCUUGACUCUGAUGAUGAAAAUCAUGUUAACGAGGUUGUGUUAGACGCCACAAAAGGCGUUUCUAAAGAUUACGUUGACCAUGGUGACCAAACUCUUACGUGUGGUUUAUGCUUUGCAAACUUAUGGCCAACCGAAGGUGGAAAGGGUCGCAUUACACUUCAAAAGCAAACAUAUAGCUUAUGUUGUGGAUAUGGUAAAGUUGAUUUGCCUGAAUAUAAAGAUUCUGAUCCAUCUUAUCAGAUGCUUUUUCGCGGUUUAGAUCAGGAAAGCAAAUAUUUCUUAAAGAACAUAAGACGUUACAAUUCUAUGUUUUCCUUUACUUCGAUGGGAGGAAAAGUUGAUACUAAAAUAAACAAAGGUAAUGCUCCAUUUGUUUAUAGAAUCAGUGGUCAGAAUGCACAUAGUAUGGGCAUUCUUCUUCCUAAGCAUGGAGCACAGCCAAAAUUUUCACAGCUUUAUAUCUAUGAUACUGAGAAUGAGCUUUCUAAUAGGGAGUUGUUAUUUAGUGAUUCUUCAAGCAAAGCUUCGAUAAGGGCAAAGGAACUUGAUGUGAAGUUUAUAAAGAUGGUACGAGACCAUCUCCAUGACAAUCCUAACGUUACUCUUAAACUUCGUAUAAUCUCACAGAGGGAUAGAGACGGUAGGACUUACAAUUUACCUACGUGUUCUGAAGUUGCUGCUUUGAUAGUUGAUGAACCUGAUCUCCAGAUUGAAAGCCGUGAUAUUAUUGUUGAAAUGCGUUCUGGAGAUCUUAAGCGUAUUAGCGAGUUACAUCCUUCUUAUCUUGCUCUACAGUAUCCAAUUCUUUUUCCGUAUGGAGACGAUGGAUAUAGGAUUAACAUUCCUCAUAGAGAAUUUGGUCCUAAUACAAAGAAGACAAGACCAACUUGUACUAUGAGGGAGUUCUUUGCUUUUAGAAUUCAGGAUAGGCAUAACAAGUUUUCUCUAAUUCUUAAUGCAAGAAGGUUGUUUCAGCAGUUUUUAGUCGAUGCCUACACAAUGAUUGAGAGUGAGAGGCUAAACUACAUACGUUUUCAGCAAAUCAAACUGCGAUCUGAUUCGCUUAACAGUCUUAAAAAUGUUCAAGACGUUGGUCAGAGUGAUUUGAGUCAUACGGGACAACCUGUUAUAUUACCUUCAUCUUUUACGGGUGGUUCUCGAUACAUGAUGCAAAAUUACUUAGAUGUUAUGGCGUUAUGUCAGAAGUAUGGGUAUCCUGAUUUCUUUAUCACAAUCACAUGUAAUCCGAAAUGGCCUGAGAUUGUAAGAUUUCUUGGUGACUCUUCAAUUAAGCCUGAAGACAGACCUGACAUACUUUGUCGAUUGUUUAAGAUGAAACUUGAUGAAUUGAUAAAAGAUAUGAAGCAAAAAAAUUUUUUUGGCGAUAUUAAUGCAGUUGUUUAUACCGUUGAGUUUCAAAAACGUGGUUUGCCACAUGCGCAUAUUUGCUUAUUUAUGAAAGCUGAUCAUAAGCUUCCUACGGUUGAACACAUCGAUCCCUUUAUAUCAGCUGAAAUUCCUGAUAAGAAUGAGGAUCCUGAAUUGUAUUCUCUUGUGAGUGACUUUAUGAUUCAUGGUCCUUGUGGAUAUGCGAACAUGAAAUGUCCAUGCAUGGUUGGCAACCGUUGUUCAAAGAAUUUUCCGAAGAGGUUUUUGGAUUCCACUUCCAUUGAUUCUGAUGGUUUUCCAGUUUAUAGGAGAAGAGAUUCUGGUCACACAGUUGUCAAGAAGGGCGUUCCUUUAGACAAUAGGAGUGUAGUUCCAUACAACAAAAACCUACUCAAAAGAUAUCAGGCACACAUUAACGUGGAAUGGUGCAAUCAGGCUGGCUCAAUAAAGUAUUUGUUUAAAUACAUUAAUAAAGGACCUGAUCGAGCCACUGUUGCUGUUUUUGAUUCAGACAGAGGCCCCGAUGAGGAAAUUCCAAAAGAUGAAAUUAAAGAGUACUACGAAGCUAGAUAUGUUUCCGCAUGUGAAGCCAGCUGGAGAAUAUUUGGCAAUGAUGUUCAUUAUCGGUAUCCAUCUGUUAUGAGGUUACCAUUUCAUCUUCCAGGACAACAAAAUGUUGUAUUUAGUUGUGACGAUGAUAUUGAGGAUGUCCUAAAUAAACCUCAAGUAAAUUCCUCUAUUUUCUUGGAAUGGAUGAAGAUGAACAAUUCUAAGCCUGAAGCAAGACAACUUACUUAUGUUGACUUUCCCACAAAAUAUGUGUGGAAGUUAAAAGAUCGUUGCUGGCAGCAACGCCAAAAUUAUGUUGUUAUUGGAAGAAUUUAUUCUGCGUCUCCAUCUCUUGGUGAGGCUUAUUACCUAAGAAUUCUUCUUACUAAGGUUAAAGGCCCACGAUCAUUUGAAGAAAUAAGAACAUAUGAUGGUGUUGUUUAUCCUACAUUUCGGGAUGCGUGUUAUGCACGUGGCCUGUUAGAUGAUGACAAUGAAUAUAUCGAGUGUAUUAAAGAAUCCAGUUUCACAGGAAACGGUCAUUAUCUUUGUUCUUUGUUUGCAACACUUCUAUUGUCUAAUACGCUAUCUAGACCUGAAGUUGUUUGGGAGAAAACGUGGGAGCUAUUGUCCGAGGACAUUUUAUACAAUAUGCGGAAAGAUUCUGGCAUGAGCGAUUUCGUUGUUUCUGAGGAACGUUUAAAGAAUAUUACGUUGUCGAAAAUCGAAAAAUUCCUUCUUCGUAAUGGAUCCAGCUUGCACAGGUUUUCACCAAUGCCUUAUCCUGAUGAUGACUAUCUGAUGUCCGAGAGCAACCGUUUGAUAAACGAGGAGCUUUCUUUUGACAUGGAUGAAGUUACGGCUGAGUUCAAUAAUCUUCACAGCUGUCUAAACGGCGAUCAAAGAGCCGUGUAUAAUGAAAUUAUGGAUGCUGUUCGGAUUGGUAAGGGUGGUGUGUUUUUUGUGUACGGUUAUGGUGGUGGGGGCAAGACUUUUCUGUGGAAAACUUUAGGUGCUUCUAUUAGAUGCAAUGGACAGAUUGUUAUUAAUGUUGCUUCAAGUGGUAUUGCAUCUUUGUUGUUAUCACGCGGUCGUACUGCUCACUCGCGAUUUCAUAUUCCAAUUAAUCUCAAUGAAGAUUCGGUAUGCCAUAUAAAGCCUAAUACUGAAAUCGCGAAUCUUUUAUAUGAAGCAAAGUUGAUUAUUUGGGACGAGGCACCGAUGAUACAUAAACAUGCUUUCGAGGCUCUUGAUCGUACAAUGAAGGAUGUUUUGAGUGUUUUUGAUUCACAAAAUUCAGAACUUCCAUUUGGUGGGAAAACUAUUGUAUUUGGUGGUGACUUUAGACAAAUCCUACCAGUUGUACAAAAUGGAAGCAGGCAAGAUAUCGUAAACGCCUCAUUAUGUUCAUCCCACAUCUGGUCCAGUUGCAAGGUGUUGAAAUUGACAAUCAACAUGCGUUUGUCGGUUGGAUCAAGUAGCUCAAACGUUAUGGAGAUAAACGAAUUUGGUAAAUGGCUUCUUGACAUCGGCGAAGGUUUGAUUGACUUUGUAUAUCCUUCAGUUCUUCAUCGUUAUAAAGACCGUGACUACUUUUCUGAGAGAGCUAUACUCGCUCCUAAGAAUGAAGUUGUUCAUGAGAUAAAUGACCGUUUGCUUGAUUUGUUUCCCGGUGAAGAAGUAGAGUAUCUUAGCUCUGAUAGUUUAUGUCCGACUGAGGAAAUCAACGAUCCGUUACAUCAAGAUUUGUAUAAUCCAGAUGUGUUAAAUAGUGUAAAAGUAUCAGGGUUACCAAAUCAUAGAUUGGUAUUAAAAUUGGGCGUUCCGGUUAUGCUUUUGAGGAAUAUUGAUCAGCAAAACGGUUUGUGCAAUGGUACGCGUCUUCAAAUCACACGUCUUGGUAAACGUGUUAUUGAAGCAGAGAUAUUAUCAGGAAGUAAUGUUGGAUCAAGAACUUACAUCCCAAGAAUCAGCAUGAUACCAUCUGACAAGAAAAUACCCUUCAAAUUUCAAAGAAGGCAAUUUCCAAUAACCGUAUGUUUUGCGAUGACUAUUAACAAAAGUCAAGGACAAUCUCUAUCUAGAGUUGGUAUAUACCUCAGAGACCCCGUGUUCUCACAUGGUCAGCUUUAUGUUGCGUUGUCCAGGGUAAAGACUAAGGAUGGCGUUAAGGUUUUAAUAUUCGACAAAGAUGGGAGGCCAACAAAUAAAACUGCAAACGUUGUUUACAAAGAAAUAUUUGGGAAAUUGUAG